Messenger RNA from Ipomoea triloba (trilobed morning glory), 1871 nucleotides. RefSeq names its product LEAF RUST 10 DISEASE-RESISTANCE LOCUS RECEPTOR-LIKE PROTEIN KINASE-like 1.1. Gene Ontology annotation, biological process: protein phosphorylation. Gene Ontology annotation, molecular function: ATP binding; protein kinase activity. Bases 377 to 1768 code for a protein of 463 amino acids. The record is from RefSeq and is a predicted model, not a curated record. NCBI's taxonomy places the organism in Eukaryota, Viridiplantae, Streptophyta, Magnoliopsida, Solanales, Convolvulaceae. The transcript has 6 exons.
GAGCUCAUAUCUAAUUGUAUCAAUGAUUUCUCCUGUGGAAAUUUGGGUUUUGUGGAGUUCCCUUUUGUUAAACACACGCAGCAUCAUUGUGGUUUAGUGGCAGUUAAUUGUGAUACAACACCCCCAACUGUCCAGUUAGGAACGGGAGGAGAUUGGUAUCAGCUUCAGAAUGUACUGAAUUUCGGGGUUCACUAUGCAAUCAAGCUUGGAGACUCGAAGCUUAAGAAACCCUUUGGCAGCCAUAAUUACUCAAAUUUAAACUACACCAUCCAUUUUCAGAAUUCUCCUUCUAUCGCGUUCUUCAAUUGGGAUGCAAGCUUAUUGAACAGCUAUUUUAAAUGCAAUGACAGUCAAGCUGAUGAUAUAGUAGGCAAUUAUGAAAGUCUCACAAACUUGCCAGGAAUGUUAUCAUGGAGGAGGGCAAUGCACAGAAGACAGCAAGAACCAAUUUCACUGUGCACAAGCCACAGGGAACAUCACCACAGGUAACACCACCACAGGGAACAUCACCACAGUGAUCUACACCCCCGCAGGAAAUAGAAGCAAGCGCAAGCCAAUUCCAAUCAUAGUUUCAGGCGCUUUAGCACUGAUCGUUGUAAGUAUGGCUAUCUUUCUUGUCUGGCAACGCAAGGAUGGAAGGAAAGGCGGCUAUUCGAGAAACACAUCUUCGGAUCCCACCUCAGACCUUGAGAGGGGCCGCAGUAGGCUCUUUGGAAUUCUAGUCUUCUCCUACUCUGAACUUGAAGAAGCCACACGCAAUUUUGAUCCUUUUAAAGAACUUGGAGAUGGAGCUUUUGGCACUGUUUACUAUGGGAUACUUGGGGAUGGAAGAGAAGUUGCUGUGAAACGCCUUCAUGAGCGCAGCUGCAAGAGAAUGGAGCAGUUUGCAAAUGAAAUCUCAAUUCUCAACCGGUUAAAGCACCAAAAUCUGGUUAGACUAUAUGGAUGCUCAUCGAGGCAUAACCGUGAAUUCCUCCUUGUAUACGAAUAUAUCCCGAAUGGAACAGUUGCAGAUCACCUCCAUGGCAACAGAUCAGCAGAUCGACUGCUCACAUGGCCAAUCCGCAUGAAGAUUGCAGUGGAAACUGCUGCAGCAUUGGCUUAUCUCCACGCUUCAGACAUAAUACACCGCGAUGUCAAGACUAGUAACAUACUUCUCGACAAAAAUUUCUCUGUUAAAGUUGCAGAUUUUGGUCUCUCGAGACUCUUCCCUGCUAAUGUCACUCAUGCCACCACUACACCUCAAGGAACACCUGGAUACGUUGAUCCAGAUUAUCACGAGUGUUAUCAGCUCACUUAUAAGAGUGAUGUCUAUAGCUUCGGGGUUGUUCUUAUUGAACUCGUAUCCUCAAUGCCAGCUGUGGACAUGAGUAGGCAUACACACGAGAUCUAUUUGGCAAAACUAGCAAUGAACAAGAUUGUAACGGGAGCAGUUGAUGAACUCAUUGAUUCCUCUCUGGGAUAUGAGAAGGAUACCGAAAUCAAUAGAAUGACAACUUCAGUGGCAGCGCUAGCUUUUCAAUGCUUGCAAUCUGACAAGGAUAUGAGGCCUACAAUGGAACACGUAUUAGAGUCAUUGAAGGAGAUUCAAGGCAAUGAGUUGAGAAACGAUGAUGAAAAGAUGAAUGGUGAGGAAACUAAUGUGUCUAAAGAAGAGGAGGUGCGAGGAAAAGCAAUGCGAUGGACAUGGGGUGGUCCUUCUUCACUUCCAGAUGGUGUGAUUUUGAAGCAUGUUGCAGCUACCAAGAGCAGUUCGCUGGACAUGUGACUAUAUGGGAUUUGUAACAUAGUAUUUUAUUAUUUCAUUUUCUUAUCAAACUUGUGAUUAUUGUACCUAGUGUUUUCUAACCUAUAAAUGAAACUACCACUUC